Molecule: messenger RNA, 2895 nt
Organism: Naegleria fowleri
Lineage: Eukaryota; Heterolobosea; Eutetramitea; Acrasida; Naegleriidae
Exons: 1
Coding region: 1-2895 (964 amino acids)
Source: RefSeq, a predicted model, not a curated record
AUGAGUGACGAACAACCACCACCAACACCACCGAAUGCAUCUUCUUGUUGCGACCAGGACAACAAUUCCAAUCACAAACAAUCACCACAUGGUCACAACCAUUCAGAUUUCUAUUCACCCAUGAUUCAUUCAUCGAUUGAGUUGCAUCACCCAAACGAAUCUGUCUUCUAUUUUCAGAAACAACCAUUGGAUAACGAUCUUACUUCCUGUUCGCACUCCUCCAUUCCUUCUUCAGCUUUGAAUUCUUUAAACAGUUCAGCUUAUUGGAAUGAGAGUGGAGUAAAAUUGAAUUAUCACAACCGCACGAGUUGUAGUAGUAGUACUCACACCAGUGGUUGCUGUGAGGAUGAUACCACACUCACCACUACCAGCAACAACACCAGCAACAACACCAGCAACAACACCAGCAACAACACCAGCAACAACACCAGCAACAACACCAGCAACAACACCAGCAACAACACCACCACUUCAAUCCACAACAUUGAGAGAAAUAACGAGACCACAUGCGAGAAGCAAUUUCUUCAACAAGAAACAUCCUCUCCAUCACAACCACUCAUGCAUGAACAGCAACCCAUUCAACAACAAUCAAAAAAGAUCUGCUCACAUUCUCCAUUAACCUCCCAUUUGAGCUGUGGUGGUCAUUCCACGACGAUGGAAAGCACCUUAUCCAUGAUGAUGUUGAUGCUCGAAGAGGAGUAUAUCCCAUCACAUACUAAUGUUACUACUCAUGCGAUUCCUCCGUAUGUUACUACUACUUCAAAUUCUACAACAAAUUCUACAACAAAUUCUACAACAAAUUCUACUUCAAAUGCUCUCACAUUAGCAACAACAAUCAAUAUUCCAAACAUGAUGAAUCAACAUGCUCCCUCUCCAUUGUCUUCAAAUGUUGGUAUUGUUGGUGAUGGUGAUCAAUUGAACCAUUUUAGUAAUAAUAAUAACAGUACCCCGCAUCGAUCAACUCCACUUUCGAAUACUUGUUGUCCUACUUCAAAUUCCAACACCACAAACACCACCAACACCACAAACACCACAAACACAACAACAUCCACUCCUUCCAACGUCAUGUCCUUCGUUGAUGAGACCACCAAGGUCAAAUGCAAAGUGAAAAUCAAUCGAAGAAAUAAGGAACACAACAUUAAAAAGACACGACUUCGAAAGCCUCUUCAAAAUGACAAACUCUUACAAAAUUACUUUGAAUGGAACAAGACACAGACAUGUAGUGAAGAAUUAACAGUUUACAAAAUUUUAGAACCACCCAAACCAUCAUCAUCACCACCACCACCACAAAUACCAAUUUCAGAUGUACCAUCUUCUUCAUCAGUAGCCACCACCUCUUACUCUUCAUCCUCAACCUCUUCAUCCUCCUCUUCGAACAGUGAUGAUGGUUUUCUCAAUCUCUCUUCCAUGAAUACUCAUCAUGACUCUCAUCCCUAUUCCAACAACAACAUGAUCCUGAUGGACAAUAACCAGAGUUCUUCCUUUCAUGACAGAUGUCUCAAUAGUGUCAAUGUUCAAUAUUCUCAAGAACAAGUGGAUCAGCCAAGAACAUCUUCUUUAGAACAACAACAAGUUGGAAACAUGAAUGUAAUGACAAGUCAAUGCAAUAGUACCAGUACUACGACUGCUGCUACUUCUUGUACUCCAUCCAUCUCUGAGAGAGUCAAAAAGAAGAAGAAAAGAACCACUUUUGAGGGAAGUCAAAUGUCACUCUCCUCUGAUCCAACAUGUGUUGAAAAAGAUCUCGAAAGCAAACAUAUUGUCACUUCAGAAAAGGUCAAAAUUCAAAAACCAUCAAAAACAAGAUCCAAUGUCAUGACCACUGUUGUGACUACUGAAAGUCAUAGUACUAUGACGACUGGCACACCUUCAAAACAACAACCAUCAACAUCGAGACGUCUAUCACCAUCCACCAUGGUUGCUCCACUUUCCAAUCAUGGCGGAGGAGUGAAUUUUGAAUCAUUUAACAGCAACAAUAUGAGAACUUCUCCAUCCUCAUCCAUCACCACUCUCAGUAGUAGCAAUAGUGUUGGAGAACCACCACAUCAUGUUUGUUUUGGAUUGCAACAGCAACAACAACAGAUGCCACUAUUAUCUCAUCAGACACCAUCAACCAUGAAGAAGGGUAUGAAUGAUUGUUUAUCAAUUCAUAACGAUCGUCAUAGCUACCAUGUCAAUCAUCACACGACAUUUAGUUAUGUCCCUCCCAAUCGUGUGAUGUUUCACAAUCAGCAACAACAGAAUCAAUACAAUCAACAACAGACAGUGAUGGCUGAACAAGAGCAUCAACAACAACAGAUGGCAAUGCUUUGCAACAUGUUACAAUCUGCCACCCAACACUCUCCAUUCAUGACUCAACAACAGCCACAGGUUGUCACUCGUCAUCAUGCUGAUCAGUCUCAAAUACUAAAACAAACUCAGCCACUGUCUGUGAACAAUCCAUCACCUCCGUCACAAUUUCCACAUAUGAAGCCAACUAUGAGUGGAGGAAUGGGUAGCACUCAUCCAGAGUUCAAUGCACAGUCUUUGAAUCAACCCUUCACUUCUCAGAAUGACCAUCCAACAGAAAGAAAUUCCCUUAGCAAAUUGAUUGAAGUAGUGAAUUCGACUUCAAUUCCAAGCUCAAACUCCCCAGAAGGAGAAAAAUUGAAAGCUAUUUUGGAAUUUAUUGGCUUCCAAAAUGAAUCUGUUGGCUCUAUCACUCACCCAAACCAUUUGAUGCAUCAACAGGACACAAUAUUUGAACAAACUUUCCAACAUAUCUUGUCAUCCAACAUGACAAACUCGGAAAAAUUGUCUUCCAUCUUGUCGCUACUCGUGUAUCAAAAGAUGAAAAGAAGCGACAAAGACGAAAGGAAAAGAGGACCACCACAAAAUCAACAUGAAUAUUUCUAG